CCCGUGCCCUGCCUUGCCCCGCCCCGCCGACAUGGCGCCGCCGGCCGUGCUCUGCCUCUUCGACGUGGACGGCACCCUCACCGCCCCGCGGCAGAGGAUCACGGCGGAGAUGGCCGCCUUCCUGCAGCAGCUGCGGCGGAAGGUGCGGGUGGGCGUCGUGGGCGGCUCCGACUUCGCCAAGAUGCAGGAGCAGCUGGGGGAUGACGUGGUUGAAAAAUUCGACUACGUUUUUCCAGAAAACGGUCUUGUAGCAUAUAAAGAUGGUAAAUUCUUGGGCAAGCAGAGCAUUCAGGGUCACCUGGGCGAGGACAUACUUCAGGAUCUAAUCAACUACUGCCUGAGUUAUAUUGCAAAGAUCAAACUGCCAAAGAAAAGGGGCACUUUUAUUGAGUUCCGAAAUGGGAUGUUAAAUGUGUCGCCCAUUGGAAGAAGCUGCAGCCAGGAAGAACGAGUUGAGUUCUAUGAACUUGAUAAAAAGGAACAUAUAAGAGAGAAAUUUGUAGCUGAUUUACAAAGAGAAUUUGCUGGAAAAGGCCUCACAUUUUCUAUAGGAGGCCAGAUAAGCUUCGAUGUGUUCCCAGAUGGUUGGGAUAAGCGGUACUGCUUAGGAAUCGUUGCCAAUGAUGGAUUCAAGACUAUUUAUUUCUUUGGAGAUAAGACUAUGCCAGGAGGGAAUGACUAUGAAAUUUUCACAGACUCCAGAACAGAAGGCCACAGCGUCACUUCCCCAGAGGAUACAAGAAGAAUCUGUGAAGAGCUAUUUUUUAAAUAGGAGACUUUUAGAAUUCACACUUACAAAACGGUUAAGACAGUUCAGGAACUCAAAACCUCUUCCUUCAUCCUGUAUUUUUUUUUCAUAUUUGGUCAGUCAUUACAGAAGGGAAGCUGAUAUUUAAAAGAUGAACAUUUUACAGGUUUUUUUAAAUACUACCUUUUGCUAUAAAGACAGGCAUUAUAAGACAGUUAGGAUUUCCUUGUUUAAAACUGGAAAAGGAGUGAGAGAGACAGGUUUUAUUUCUUUCUGGGGGCGGGAAGGUAGAACUGAGCCAGAAGUCCCUGACCUCACACGUGUUCCAGUGCAUGGUCACGAGGUGCAUUGAGUCUACCACCACCACCGGAAAGGCUGGACCAACUGGUGCUAAAGUGACCUCCUCAGUACAGUUGUGCCAAUGCACAGUACGGUUCAUGGUACCUACACUUUUUGCAGACUGUUUUUAAAUCUAAAAAAUAAAAAAAUUAUUAAAAAAUAAUGAAAACAACUUGAGCAUAGUAGCAAAAUGUAUUUCUGUCACUAAUUACACUUUUGAUUUUCCUGGUAAGACAUUAACGGUAGAUGAGAUUUCAGCACUAAGAAAAAUGACCUAAACUAUGUUUCUGUUAAAAUUCAAGUUGAAACAUGACAAUCAGCGUAACUGUUAAUAUUACUUUUCUGGCAUUGGGAAAGUAAUAUCGUGUAUGAAAAGUUUAAUUUAGUAAAGGAGAAUAAAAUCGCAUUUUAUCAUGAAAAAUUACUCUUUUGGUUUUAUUGGCAAUUAAAAUAUGUAAAGCAGACCUGUUGUAUGUUGCCUGUCUGUACAAAUAAAUUAUUUACUUGAAUCUUUCCCAUUCCAAGUUUAAGUGAUACUUAGUAAAAAAGAGGAGAAUACAGUCUUUGUGUACAAACCAAAAUCCCCCAAAAGGGCUUCCAAAAAAGGAGGAGCUGUGAUGGCCUCAUGCAUCAGAACUAUCUAGUCUGCUAAAACCCUUCUCAUGUGCCUAAUUCAUUUUAACGGGAACAGACUUUGGACCAGAACCAUCCAGUAGUGCAGGAACUCUUUAAAGAUGGCCAGAUGUUAAUAGCUACCGCUUUGUGUGCAGAUACCUGAUGUAUCUGAUUACUUGGUUACUUCGCUGCCAUGAGUGUUUCCUGCAUUUGCAGAACGUUACCGUUGCAAAACAUCCUGUGCAGCAUCAAACCCAGAUUUGUUUCCAGCCUCAAAUACAACCCGCUGUGUGCACGUACCUGCUCGUGUUCAAAUCUUAAAAGCUUGCUAGUCAGUCUUGCACAGCCACUGCCAAUAGCUAAGGUUUAUCUUCUGCCUCUCAUGCCAACAGCUGAGAAGCAAACGUUCUCUCUGAGGGGAGAAAAAACAGAAAGCAAAGCAACCCACAGCACCUAGUUCCUUGCUUACAUCUUACUUUCUGUAGAGCGAGUUGGAAAAAGCGGGCAGGCACAAUCCUUCUGUGCUUGGGUCCCAUCCCCUGAAGCCUGGCUAAAGCUUUGCAUACUGGCUGCUCCGUCUCAGGAGCCCCUUCUGAAACGUUCUGUCCUUCCUGCCCCGAGUGUCACGUUAAAUGUGCAGGCUAUGCUGUCCCUCCCUGUUACCCCCUACUAUAUGCGAAUAUAAAUAGUAGCUAAUAUUAAAUAUUAUAUAAUGAAAAUCAAGGUAUUUACAGAAGUAGCAGUAUAUAUUAUGCACAAAUCCAUUAAGCAGCUAAAAAACUUGCUAAAUUACUCCCCAAUUGUUCUGGUAGUGACAGUCAGUUGAUAUUACAACACUUUUAAA
Messenger RNA from Chroicocephalus ridibundus (black-headed gull), 2546 nucleotides. RefSeq names its product phosphomannomutase 2 (gene PMM2). Lineage: Eukaryota; Metazoa; Chordata; Aves; Charadriiformes; Laridae. Gene Ontology annotation, biological process: protein N-linked glycosylation; GDP-mannose biosynthetic process; mannose metabolic process. The record is from RefSeq and is a predicted model, not a curated record. Gene Ontology annotation, cellular component: cytosol. The transcript is spliced from 8 exons. Gene Ontology annotation, molecular function: phosphomannomutase activity. The coding region runs from base 32 to 772 and encodes 246 amino acids.